Messenger RNA from Leptomonas pyrrhocoris, 2018 nucleotides. RefSeq lists its product as hypothetical. The record is from RefSeq and is a predicted model, not a curated record. The transcript has a single exon. Bases 1158 to 2018 code for a protein of 286 amino acids. Lineage: Eukaryota; Euglenozoa; Kinetoplastea; Trypanosomatida; Trypanosomatidae.
AGUUGCUUACCGCUUGCGUGGUUCCUUUUUCUGUACACAACUCACCACCGCGAACAGGCUUUCUUUGGUGGGCAAAACCCUUUUGCCUGCUGCUGUUCAUAAGAACAAGACCAAGCUUAUGCGUUAAUACACUCUUAUAUAUAUAUAUACACUUUCCGGAUUGAUAGGCAGUCGUACAAACGCCUGGUUUUUCAACUAUAGCCUUUCUCUUUUAUAUAUUGACUUCUUUUUUAUAUUCACAGCUACAUUGCAAGUUACAGCUCCGCUCGUGUCUCCAUCCAGUGUCACCUCUUUCCCCCACUAGUCUAUCGACGCCGCAGAAUACCCGCUCGGGGUAGCAUGUGCUGUCGGACACAUCGGUAAGCAUCGGAAAAGCUUAGCGGUUUGUCUGCCACACGGCCGCCGCUGCCCUCUUUCAACGUCGUAAUAAAGCCGAGUUUUCUUCGCUGGCCUGCAGCUGCCCAGAUACACUCCUGCUGUUGUUUCUUUCCCCCAUUUUCUGCUUUGAUUUGAGAAGGCUGUUGCUCUUUGCCAACCUUGCAACGCAUACGGUACACCCUUCUCUCUCUCUCUCUUUCUUUCAUUGUGGGUGCUUACAUCUUUUUCUUACACGCACUGGCCUGCGGAGACAGUCCGUUCUCUUUUUUUUUCCAAUAAAACCACAUAACUGUGUUCAUACGGCGCCGCACGUUUCUGUGAGUUCUUUGUUCAUAUCUACCCCUUCUUUAAUACGUCCAAUGGCCUCUUCCCCCACGAACAAAGCUGGCAUAUCGGCAGUGAACCGUAAACGGCAGCAUCCUAGCCACGUGUCUGAUCAUGGCUCUCCUCCUGCUGCUGCUGUCAAAGAUCGUCCUUUUAAUCACGCGCUGCAUGCGGGAGAGCAACGCAACGCAACGCCGUCUGCACCGCGCCCGGCCUCCCCCCUUCGGGAUGAUCUGACACUGCGUGCUGCCGGUGCCUCUGAGCUGCCUUCUCGUGUUCAGGAAGGGAAGAGCGCCAACCUCUCUCCGUCCCCCCGGCGCAUCGCAGCUCCAGGCGAGCGGAAGGAGUCGUUGAAAGUGGCUGCGCGCGGCUAGUUCCCGCAUCCGCCCUUCUCUUUCGCCUCCUCGCCCUCCUUAAUCGGCCGUUUCUGCCGCAGUCGCUUCGUGGCAUUCUUCAUGGCGGAGAAGGCGAUGAAGAAGAAGCUCGUUCUGCCGCCCCCUAUUCAUCGCUUGUACCGCUUUCUGGGUGAGACCCAGCACAGGGCCCUUCACCUUUCCUCUCAGCGUCAUCCUGCAGUGGCCUCCAUGGCCUCCCCUGCGCCGACACCGUCGCCAACGUCGAAUGAGGAAAGCGCCACGCCGCCGCAGGGGGACGUGUACGACUUCACCUUCUCUCGACGGGAAGCAGUGCAGCUGCGGACUCGGCAGCGUCGCUACCUCCGCCAGCAGUACGCCAGUCCCCACGCUCCGCAGCUCGUGCACCUCGAAGACGUGGCGGACACCCUUCUGCACGAAUGCGAGAUAAACGGCAGCCGCACCAAUGUGGACAAUGGAGAGGGAGAGGAAGAGGAAGAAGAUGAACACGACGGCUACAUUCGGAGUGCAUUCGACCCGGCAAUGACCACAUCGGAGCGGGUAUCGGAGUUGCUCGCGGUGUUCUGCACGCGUGGCACCCCGCAAGACGAGUUCAUCAGCGCCGUUUUCCACUUCCGCCUGGCGGUGCUGCAGAAGACGUGUAAGGCAGUUCCGAUCGGCGUCGUGGUGCCGUCGCUCGUGCGGCCGGUGGUGGGCCUGAACGACGCCGUGCUCACGCGUCGGAGUCGCCGUGACGCUGCGAUGGCGCAGGCGGCGGACAGUGAAGCUGAUGCAGAGCCCAAGGUGACCUAUCCACACCCCGGCACUCCUUUCACUUUUGAGGAUCUCGCACGCGACCCGGUGCAGCUGUCCGCGGAGCGGCGGCUGGAGCGGCGGACGGCGCUGCUGCACCGUCGCACGUUGUCGGAGGAUUUGUACGGCACCCCGACUCCGUAUCUUUAA